AAUGUAGAAUUUAUAUUCCUAACCCUGAAUUUAUUUCUGUAAUGAGAAGCCAGCGAGAAGCGGUGAAUGAUGAUGGAGAGAUUGGCAAGUAGCUUGAUAUGCGAAGAGAUUCUGGGAAGGUUGGAUUUAAAGACGCUGUGCACGGUGGCCUGCGUGAGCAGAUCCCUGCGCUUCUCCGUCGACUAUGAAGUUCUUCCGUUUCUCUCUUCCCUCCAUCUCCCACCGUCUUUCAUUCCGGAUUCAAGCUCUCUCUUUAUUAUCCUCAGUCGCUGCACCAGAGCAGGAACCCUUACUCUUACCACGCUGACACUCAAUUGUCAGCGCCUCCGUGAUUCUUGUCUCACCCGUUUCCUCGGUGAACAACUCCAGCAACUCAAUUUAUCUUUCUGCUCCUUCCUCUCAUAUGGGUUUCUUGUUUCGAUAGGAGAAAACUGCCCCUUCCUCAGGGUGCUAAUGCUAGAAUUUGCAGAGCAAGGCUCACCAGAUCUGUUCAGAAGGACUCUUGCUGACAUGCUUUUCAAGUGCCAUCUUUUGGAGUGUGUCUGUCUUAAAAUUAAAGGGACGGAAGUUGAUGCAAGAGCGUUCCACUUCAUUGAUUUGUUUCUGCCUAGUACUCUGAAAAUUCUGAAAUUAAAGCCAACGCUUGAGGUAAAUGCAAUCCGUCUAGCAAGGCAACUAGGAACUGGUCAAAAGUUAUCUGCAAUGGAAGAUUUCAGCAUCCCUAACUCACCAACAUCAUAUCGUUUUGCAUUACAAAAUUUGUCGCUUGUCUUAGAUGUUAUAUCUGAUAGGCUACUUGUGUCUAUCACCAGCUCGCUUCCUCUUCUGGUAGAGCUGGAUCUUGAAGAUAGGCCAAACAAGGAACCAUCUCCACAGUUUGACUUGACCAAUAGUGGGCUGCAGUUGUUGGGCUCUUGCUAUCAUUUGACUGGACUCUCUCUUAUACGCAGUAGAAAGAACUACCAAGGAUCAUUUAAACAAAUAAAUGAUAUGGGAAUGUUUCUGCUUUCCGAGAGUUGCAAAAGUUUGCAGUCAGUGAAGCUUUGUGGUUUCUCAAAAGUUACUGAUGCUGGCUUUGCAUCAUUGCUACAUUCGUGCCAGCAGUUGAAGAAAUUUGAAGUCCGAAAUGCCAUACUUUUGUCGGACUUGGCCUUUCACAAUCUAACUGGAGUCUCGUCUUCCCUUGUUGAGGUGAGAUUACUUUCAUGCAAUUUGAUAACCAGUGAAACUGUGAAGAAACUAGGCUCUUCUAGGAGUUUAGAGGUGCUAGAUCUGUGUGGCUGCAAGAGCAUAGCAAAUUCUUGCCUCAGCUCCAUUUCAUGUCUUAGAAGAUUAACUUCUUUGAAUCUUACUGGAGCUGAUAUUACAGAUGAUGGCUUAUCCAUACUUGGUCAGGGGAGUCCACCUAUCUCACAUUUGUGUCUUAGAGGCUGUAAGAGAGUAACCGACAAAGGCAUUUCUCUUUUAUUGUGUGGGGCAAUUGCAGAGACAUUGGCAGCACUUGAUUUAGGUUACAUGCCAGGAAUAUCAGACAGCAGCAUUUUUACAAUAGUUGCUGUUGGUAGAGAGAUUACUGAAUUAUGUAUUCGGUGUUGCUUUUAUGUGACUGAUUCUUCAUUGCAAGCACUUGCUACAAAGAGAAGCUUCCAAUAUGGCAAUAAGCAACUUCGGCAACUUGAUCUUUUCAAUUGCAUUGGAUUAUCUGCUGAUGCAGUCAGAUUGCUAAGGAAACCCUUAUUCAGUGGACUGCAUUGGGUUGGUAUUGGACAAACUCGAUUGGUAAUCAAGGGUGGUGCUAUUCUAACUGAAAUUUGCAACGAACGACCGUGGCUGACUGUGUGUUCUGAUGGUUGUGAAAUGGGAUGUCAUGAUGGGUGGCAGUUCCAUAGAUCAGAAAGCCAUUGAUUUUCUUUCAACUUAUUACUGCUUUGAUGCAUUUUAUGUAAGAUUCAGAUGACCAAGUUGAAUGCUGAAUGUGUGUGGGGCUGUGAGCACAUGGGCACAAGAACAUGGAAGAUCUUGAUAGAACACUCUGUUUGGUUAUUCCUAAUGAAUUCUCUCCUAUUAAACUUACAUGUACCAUAUUAUUGAGUUGCUUUUGUUGAUUGUUUUCAGCUUCAAGUUUAUCAGAUUCCCCCGCUCCCUACCUCAUCUCCGUCUACCUCUGUCUUCAUUACUUAUCAACCAUCUCAUCCAAUUCUCCUCCUCUCAAAGAAGCUAUUAAAAAAAUCAGCGUUAAUCCUCCAAAGGAACUGAAGAUUUUCCUCCUGCAGAAAAAGUGCUCCCCUAUUUGGCUCUUCCGCUAGCAAAUUUCACUCCUCUAGUUGCAUUAUUGUUGCAAGCUUUGCCAUGCCAGGUAUUACGUCGAUCAUGCCCUUUCAUUUGUUGAGUUUUCAGUGGUUGCUAUGUUCCUGGCCUUCAAUUGAUUGAAUCCAUAUUAAUUAUGUAUUGUAUUUAUAUUUUAAUUCUAAAACUUAAUUGAGAAUUUGGACAGAUUUGUUAUGCAUUGGGAGUUUUGAC
Messenger RNA from Manihot esculenta (cassava), 2520 nucleotides. Its product is annotated as F-box protein At-B. The coding region runs from base 67 to 1905 and encodes 612 amino acids. Gene Ontology annotation, biological process: SCF-dependent proteasomal ubiquitin-dependent protein catabolic process. Gene Ontology annotation, cellular component: SCF ubiquitin ligase complex. Lineage: Eukaryota; Viridiplantae; Streptophyta; Magnoliopsida; Malpighiales; Euphorbiaceae. The transcript is spliced from 3 exons. Gene Ontology annotation, molecular function: protein binding. The record is from RefSeq and is a predicted model, not a curated record.